AUGGAGAAAUGUGUUUACUACUACCGCAGACAAACAUGUUCAUUAAUAACGUGUAAAGUUAGAAGUCAACACACUCCAUGGCUGACUAGUAAAAUUAAGAAACUGAUGAGUCAUCGAGACUAUUUAAAGCAUAAAGAAAUCCGCACUAAAUCUCGGUAUUUCUAUGAAGCCUAUAAAAUUGCUCGAAACAAAACCAACAAAAUAGUAGAGAAAGCUAAAUCAAGGCAUUUCCAACAUACCAUAAACAACAAUAGCAACAACCUAAAGCAACUAUGGAAAAGUGUCAACCUCAUUCGAGGUAAAGGAUCAAAAACAACUAAUGUAUCCACUCUAAAAAUAGACGAAGAAACUAUAACAGGUUACAAGAACAUUGCUGAAGCUUUUAACUCUUUUUUCGUCAGUGUGGGUCCGUCGCUUUCGGAAAGUUUACCAGAGUCUCAAAAAGGCUAUUCUGAUUAUGUUCAACAUCACAUACACAAUACCUUUUCCUUUAGUGAGGUUAGUGAAAAUGACACUCUAAAGUUGCUAUGUGGUUUGAAAGAAUCAAAGGCGGCUGGUCCAGAUAAAAUAAAUGCUAAACUAAUUAAGGAUUCUGCUGAAGUAAUCUGUCCUACAUUGACAAAAAAUUUCAACAGAUCCUUGCAACAAGGUAUCUUCCCAGAGGAACUUAAAACCGCUUUUGUCUCCGUCAUCUACAAAAACGGUGACAAAUCUGACUGUAGCAAUUAUAGGCCUAUUUCGAUUUUGUCGACUAUUGCGAAAAUUUUAGAAAAAACUGUCUACAAUCAGUUAAUGUCGUAUAUAAAUGAGAACAACAUUCUGUCUGGUAACCAAUUUGGAUUUCGAAAAUCUCAUUCAACUGUAACGUCGUUGUUAAAUCUACGGUAA
Molecule: messenger RNA, 888 nt
Organism: Paramuricea clavata
Lineage: Eukaryota; Metazoa; Cnidaria; Anthozoa; Malacalcyonacea; Plexauridae
Source: the annotation of a GenBank genome assembly